AUGUAUUCAUUAUAUAUACUUUCCAAUAUCUUAUAACCGAUGUGGGAAAUAUUGAAAAGAAGAGAACUUUGAGAAAUCUAUUUAGAUCUGCAAAAAGAAAGAAUUUUUAUCCUCAACAGAUAUAAAUGAGGGGACUAUGACUAAAAAAAUCUUUCUUGUAAUGCAUGAGACUUAAUAAGUGUAUUGUUAGCACGUAUAGUAUUUACUUAUUAGGGAGAAACAACACAUAAGGUGUCGUAAAAGCACCUUUCUUAUCUUUUGCUUUAUGGCUGAGCUCAUUUCCAUCAUUAUGAAAUGAGAUACAAAGAUAUUUUUUUAAAUAGCAUUUAGUACGUCAAAAGAGUGAGCUCGAACUGCUUAAACGCAGAAUUUCGAGUUCACUUUUCUUCUGUCCACAUUCUAACAAUCAAGUGCAGUCUACUCUUUGAAAAAACAGUAUUGCACUGAAUCUUUCAUGGUUUUAGAUUAUGGGGUCAUUUUUUGAACAUUUUUAAGUUGUAGUUAAAACUCUAGAACGCUUUUUGGCUAGAACCUAAAAAGGUACGGAAAAAGGUACCAAAAUCUAGAGUCAUAAAAGACUUAGUAUGAUACGUGUUUUUUAGAGAGCAUGCUUUAUAAUUUAUUACGAUUAGACGUCUUUGACUGUAAUCCAAGGUGAAAAGCAUUUUGUAAAUAGCUAAUAGUUAAUAAUGAAUCAAUCAAUACUUCACUAACUAGUAAUCACGCAAUUAGUACUUAACUAAUGAAUACUCAUCUAAUUACGACUCGACUACUUAAUAUUUAUUCCUUGAGAGCCCAACUAAUGACUAGAGUUCUAAUUAGACGAGUACUCGUUGAUUGAGUACUAAUUAGAUGACUAUCAAUUAGAUGAGUACUAAUUGGGUGAGUACUAAUUAAUUAAUUAAUUAUGAAUUAUUCAACAAUUACAUAAUAUCCUCCAACUUACAUCACAAUCAAAGAAAUUUGACUAUUAUAAAUCAUAAAAUACCGACUAGAAAUGAUUGAUAAAACUCGGAUGGGAAAAGCAAGCUCGGAGUUUCGAGUUUACAUGUCAAACCUACUUUUUCAGACCCACUUACUAGUCUCCGAUCAAACUCAAUAAAAGCAAUCAAUUAAUAUAUAGAUCAACUCAUCGUAGUCAAGGAGACUUCACAUUAACACAGAAACAGCAUUCUAGAGGAUUAAAACUGUUAAUAGAACUAUGUUUACGAAGAAAAAACACCGAGUAACGUUAAAACCAAGUGAAUUGAAUAGUUUUAGAUAUGGUUCAACAAGAAUGACCUAUUGUGUAUCAUUAUACAGUGUCGCAAUAUAUACUUAGAACAAUUUACUGAUACGGUACGAGUACUGCAUAGAUAUGAUAUGUUUACGUAGUACCGUAGUCGAACACCGCAUACGGCAUCGAAUUGUAACAUAACACGGUGUGCUUUUUAUGGACAUAAUGUCCAGGCCGAAAAUUACUCUAAUUUAAUCAUAUACAGUCGCUUACAUGCCGAAUGAUUCCACAAAGGGAGGCUUUAGUGAGGCUAUUAUAACUUAAAAGAAUCUACACUCUUUUUGAACAAUUUAUUGACAUACGAAGCUCGCAAAUUUCUUCCUAUCGAAGUUAUCAUUCAUGUUGAGUUUGUUGAGAAGGGAUCUAUGAUAGGCGAACCUAAAAUAUAGUGGUACAUGUUUAUCAAUAAACCUAUAAGCCAUUAUUACACAGUAGUGUUUCAUAUUUUUUAUUAGCAAUACGUUGAACAUACCAGUGAUAGCCGUUUUUAUGGGUGGCCGAGUGCAAGUUAAAAAGUAGCUAACAGACACGCCUCAGUCAUGCGCAGUAAUAAAAAAGAAACGAGUUUAAAGGCACGACGAUAUUGCAGUUACAGGUAUGAAUCUCUGUAAUAUGCUAUGUAUAAGAACAUCUUCAGAUAUUCACCUACCUACAUUCCCAGAUCAAACAAGCACGGUCGUAAACGACCGUAUAGGAAGAAAUACAGCGAUUUACAUGGUCCAGUAUUACGAUCGUAUAUCUCCGUGUCGUAUAUAGAGAUAUACGAAAAAAAACCGAUCGUUUACGAUCCUCGUAUAUGGAGUUCGUAUACAAUCUCCGUUUUGCUACGUAUUUCUCCGUAUAUGAUCAUAUUUCGCCGUAUAUGGUUACAGCGAUAUACGACCGUCGUACUGAAGCAUGUAAAUCGUCAAAAUGCGGUCGUAUACCGUCGUAUCUUGAAUGUAUACGGUCCUGUACAGGAGUAUACGAACUCCGUAUUCAUUGACCUGAAUUCAUAGUCAUAUGUAUCAAUAUUCAAGUAUGCAUGCACUUGUUGUUACAUGUGAGGACAUUCGCGUAUAUUUGUGGAGAACUUAAAUGCUAACAUAUGAGUGCUUGUAAUUUUGCAUGCAAGAAAACAUUUAAAAAGACCUGAAAAUGAAGACUACUUAACACACAUACAUAAAUAUGUAGAAAUAUCCUAUGCGAAUAUUUGUAAGGAUAAGAGACAAACGUCAUCUCUUAUAUUCUAUGUCAAAAAUUGAAAAACUAUGUUUGCAUACACUAUUUUCCUGAAUCGAUAUGCAAAAGCUGAAAAUAUUUUCAAUAACUUCAUUUUAUAUGUAUGAGACAUGAUAAAUGGAAAACUAGGUUACAAGUAAAUGUAAUUCCUCAAAUUUUUCUACAAAUACUUAAAGACUUCACCUUUGACUAGCCGGUCGUUGUCGAAAAGAUAUUUACUUUUGGAUAAACAUGUCUUAAGUCAUAGUAUUAGACUGAUCAUUAUUGUUGGGAGAUGAUAACUUGUAAGCCUUGAAGAAUAUAAUGAAAUAAAAGAAAUAUCUCGAUACAAAAGUACGAAUCAAGAUCUGACCAAUAAAUAUACUCCACGAUUCUUUUGAAUAGACAUAAUAUUUUUGAGAGAUAUAAAAUAUUUGUCUAUUGUUUUAGAUGCAGAGAAACAAGUUAUUAAUAAUGUGUACAAAUCAUCUCUUCUGACUCAGAAAGAUGUCAAAUCUAAAACAGCUGAAUCAAAUAACUCAUUUUGCCGACAAAUAGUAUUUCAUGGACAAGAAAUUUUAUCAUAUUGUACGACAUCAUCAACAAAUUUGAAAGAAAAAGAUAAUCAAACAAUAUUAUGUGUUUCAAUAAAAGAUAUUGUUUCGAUUUAUUUUCCAUGGUCUUCAAUUGAACAAUUUAUUCAAAUAUGUAGAAGAAAACAAAUAACGAGAUUCAAACCUGACAAAUCAACUGGUUGUGAUUCGACACUUCGUUUAGUUAAUAUGCAAGAAUUAGAAAAUCACUGGAAUUUUAUUCUUAAAGAACUUUUACCAGACACGCAAAUAUCUUCCAAUACACACAGUAAUCAAUCGGAAAAGGAUAAAUUAUCUGUUGAAUUUCAAGAGAAUAAUCUUUCAUUGACAAAUAAUUCGAAUGAUAGUUUAUCUUCGAAUAUAAAUAAUCAAGAUUCAACUAAGACUCUUGGAUUAUCUUUCAAAGAAAAUUUAUCUGAGACAAGUUCAGCUGAAGUUGAUAAUUCUAUGGAAAAUAAUAAUGAAAAUCGUCAUCUAUUAAACAAUUCUUAUAUUGAAUCAAAUGAUAACAUAAACAAAUCUUAUCAAUCAAUUGAACAAGAUAAUAAUGAAAAUCAAUUUGAAAUGAAUGUAUUAGAAGAUAAACAAGAAAAACAAACAUUAUCGACAAUCAACAAAAAAGUUUCAAAAGGGAAUCAACAUCGAUCAACUAUUUCUUAUAAUUAUUCAAAACGAAGAAAACAACAAUUAAAAAGAAGUAAUCAUCAUAAUAAAUGUUCAAAACAUCAAUUAUUAAAACAAUAUUCAAACGAUGUUGAUCAACAGUUAUGGAUGAAAAAAUAUUCAAUUGAAUCAUUUUCAAUUAUUAUUGACCGAUAUAAAUUACCU
Molecule: messenger RNA, 3897 nt
Organism: Rotaria sordida
Lineage: Eukaryota; Metazoa; Rotifera; Eurotatoria; Philodinida; Philodinidae
Source: the annotation of a GenBank genome assembly